Messenger RNA from Ilex paraguariensis (yerba mate), 579 nucleotides. NCBI's taxonomy places the organism in Eukaryota, Viridiplantae, Streptophyta, Magnoliopsida, Aquifoliales, Aquifoliaceae. The record is from the annotation of a GenBank genome assembly.
UUCUUUCUUAGUUUCCCGAAAUACACUUCUUCAGUGGCUCAAAGGAAUCUAAAGAACAUUUGUCAGCCAUAUCUGGAGUUAGCAAAUAGCUAUAGCACUGGAAAAAUUUCAGAACUGGAAACAUUUGUGCAGACAAACACAGAGAAGUUUGAAAUUGACAACAAUCUUGGAUUGGUGAAACAGGUGGUAUCAUCAAUGUAUAAGAGAAAUAUUCAGAGAUUGACUCAGACAUAUUUGACUCUCUCCCUCCAAGACAUAGCCAACACUGUACAACUCAAUAGCCCUAAGGAGGCUGAAAUGCAUGUUCUUCAAAUGAUCCAAGAUGGUGAGAUAUAUGCCACUAUCAACCAAAAGGAUGGAAUGGUUAGAUUCCUUGAAGAUCCUGAGCAAUAUAAAAGUUGUGAGAUGAUUGAACAUAUUGACUCUUCAAUUCAGAGGGUAAUGAGCCUAUCAAAGAAACUGACUGCUAUGGAUGAACUCCUGUCAUCUGACCCAUUAUACCUGGCAAAGGCUGGGAGAGAGCGACAGCGAUUUGAUUUCGAUGACUUUGAUCCUGUUCCACAGAAAUACCUCAUAUGA